GUUUCGAUAAAUAUUGUGAAAAAUUUAUUUUUUGGAACUGUCCAUUAAUACAUAAAUUGGAAGAAUGUCCCAGAAAAAAAGUCGACCGCGAAUAGAAAAGUAAACACAGUGAUGAAGAUAAGAAAGAGCCCAGCAUCCGAAGCAGGAAUGACAGAUGCGAUUCGCGCAUGUUUGCGUCCUUGUCGGGCCCGCGCAAUCCACCUGUUGUGUCUCGGUCUCAUCGGGUCCGCGUGGACCAAUCGCGACGGCGCAGCGCGCCAGUCGUCCGUGUGCCGGCAAAGCAGUGCGCGCUGUAAUGUGAUCCACCGUGUGUGUGUGCGAAGUCUCGUGGCGGAUUUUCACCUAAUCGGGAACAAUUCGUUCGCACGUAUCGUCGUUGUUGUGCGCCCGUUCGUUUUGUGUACAGACGCGAUUGCGGACAUGGACGCUGCGUCCGUUUGAGUCGGCACGUUCGGGAUAACGAGGAGUUUUUGUUGUUUGGUUGUGUUGAUACUGAUUCAAGAUGGCCGACCCUUAUUAUCCGUGUCCGGAUAAUUACCAGGUCGAAUACAUAAAACACCCGGUCCUGUACGAGCUGUCCCACAAGUACGGCAUCCAGACGGACAACUGCAACGAGCUGCAGCUGCACGUCAAGCUGGAGGAGCUCAAGGACAUCAUCAAGAAGGAGAUCAGGCGCGAGCUGAAGAUCAAGGAGGGCGCCGAGAAGCUGAAGGAGGCGUCGACCGACAGGAAGUCGCUCAGCCAUGUCGCCACGCAGAUCAAGAACUCCAACUGGAAGCUCACCGAGCUCAAGAACGAGCUCAGCGAGCUCGAGUCGCAGAUCAUCCUGUCGCAGGGCCAGACCACGCCGACCACGCCCUCCAUCAACGGAGAUUCGCUACAACGAGCAUCACUGGAGGAACACAACAAUGAAAAGUACAACUUGAGCCUCAAGAAUCUGGAGAGGCAGCUCAACAUUGAAUUGAAAGUCAAACAGGGCGCCGAAAAUAUGAUACAAAGCAUCACUGGCAAAGAUAAAAAGUUACAAACUGAAGCUCAACAAAUGCUCAAGGACUCUAAGAAAAAAAUAGAAUAUUUAAAGAUGAAAAUCACUAAAAUGAAGCAUGAUAUUAGCUCAAAACAGCGUGGCUCAAUGCACGACCUGACCUCAAACGGUGGAAGCCACCCUCCCGGUGAGCCGUCCCUGGAAGACCGGAUUGAGGAGCUGAAACAUCGGCUGCGGAUCGAGGGGGCGGUGGUCGAAGGGGCGAAGAACGUCAUCAAAUUAUUGUCGAACGGGACGCGCGAGAAGAGCGACAAAAAGGCCCUGUCCGAGGCGAUGGAGAGCCAACGCGCCAGCAGCGAGAAGCUGGACCUGCUGCGCAAGUCGCUGGAGCUGCGCAAACAGGAGCUGCCCGCCGACUCGCCCAUCGCCAUCCAACUGAAGGAGGAGCUGACGCAUGCGCAGUCGCUCAGCCCGACGCCCGUCCACUACACCAGCCUGCAGCCGUUCCGCGACAGGCCGCACGGCGGCAAGUCGCCCUCGUACUCGUCGUCGAUGAGCCGCUGCGCCGCCGUCACCGGUACGCUGGAGGUGCGGCUGAUGGGCUGUCAGGAUUUGCUGGAGGACGUGCCGGGCCGGUCGAAGCGCGACGGCGACUCGAACGUCAGCAGUCCGAUGGACUUGAAGUUCUUCAAGAAGGGCUCGCGCAGCUAUAUUGUGAAGGAGGAGGCCAGCGACGAGAUUAUGGCGGUGUUGAAGCUCGACAACACGACCGUGGGACAGACCAAUUGGAAGCCGUGCUCGCAGCAGGCCUGGGAUCAGAGGUUUUCAAUUGAUUUGGACAAGUCGAGGGAAUUGGAGAUCGGGGUUUAUUGGAAAGAUUACCGUUCGUUGUGCGGUGUUAAGUUCCUGAAACUCGAGGAAUUCAUAGACGAUGACCGACACGGCAUGGUUCUGCAUCUGGAGCCGCAAGGUCUUCUCUUUGCAGAAAUCAAAUUUUUAAACCCGAUGAUAUCGAAACGCCCCAAGCUGCAGCGACAGAAGCGUAUAUUCAAACAAGGUUUGCCCAGAGCGAAGCAGAUGAACAUAAACAUCGUUACGUGGGGCAGGUGGAUGAAACAGUCCAAUCGUGUGCCCAGCAGGCCCAAUCUUGCUCAAACACCCAACGAAACAGUCAACUUAGACAUGGCGGACGACAAGCCGGAGACGCCGGGCGAGGCGCCCGACCCGCAGCUGUGCGGCCUCGGCGGCCAGCGUCCCCUGUCGCUCGUGAUCGGCGACGUGACGCCGUUGCCCACGGCACCUACGCCACCGCCACCUGUCGCCCAAAAGAGGAUGUCGAUCACGCCGCCGCCCCUGCCGCCCAGGCUCGACCCCGAGAGUGCCGCACUGAAGGAGUUUGAUUUCUUGGAGGACCAGGACGUGUCGCGUCCGGGGCCUCUGAUAAUACCCACCGCACCCUCUACACCCUCUACAAUUCCCCCUGAACUGUUGGUUCCGCCUAGUCCCCAGCCCGUAAUCGAAUUUCCAGACGACGAGCCGGUGUUCGAAGAGAACGUGAUCCGCAGACCCAUGAUAAGAGAGAUUGGAAGUCACAGGGACAGUGCUUACGAAUCGAAGAGACACUCUCAAUACACCGGAAUGAGCAUCGACAAUUUCAGAUUGAUCAGCGUGCUGGGCCGCGGCCACUUCGGCAAAGUGAUCCUGUCCGAGUAUCGCAAUACGGGCGAGUAUUUCGCCAUAAAGGCCCUCAAGAAAGGCGACAUAAUCGCCCGCGACGAGGUCGAAUCGUUGCUGAGCGAGAAGCGCAUCUUCGAAGUGGCCAACAGCAUACGCCACCCGUUCCUCGUCAACCUGUUCGCCUGCUUCCAAACGGACGCGCACGUCUGCUUCGUGAUGGAGUACGCGGCCGGCGGCGAUCUGAUGAUGCACAUCCACGCGGACGUGUUCACCGAACAGCGGGCCGUGUUCUACGCGGCCUGCGUCGUCCUCGGUCUACAGUACCUGCACGAGAACAAGAUCAUCUACCGCGACCUGAAGCUCGACAAUCUUCUGCUGGACACCGAGGGCUACGUGAAGAUUGCCGAUUUCGGUCUGUGUAAGGAGGGCAUGGGUUUCGGCGAUCGCACCGGCACGUUCUGCGGCACGCCCGAGUUCCUCGCGCCCGAGGUGCUCACCGAGACCUCGUACACGAGGGCGGUCGACUGGUGGGGCUUGGGCGUCUUGAUUUUCGAGAUGCUCGUCGGAGAGUCACCGUUCCCAGGAGACGACGAAGAGGAGGUGUUUGAUUCGAUCGUGAACGACGAAGUCCGCUACCCCAGAUUCCUGUCGUUGGAGUCCAUAGCGAUUAUGAGAAGGUUAUUGCGUAAAAACCCGGAGAGGCGUCUAGGCUCGAGUGAGAGGGACGCGGAAGACGUCAAGAAGCAGGCAUUCUUCCGGGAGAUACUGUGGGACGAGCUGUUGCACCGCAGAGUGCCGCCACCAUUUGUGCCAAGUGUUAGUUCGUUCGAGGAUGUGAGCAACUUCGACGAGGAGUUCACGUCCGAGAGGCCGCAAUUGACGCCGCCGAAGGAGCCGCGACCGUUGACCAGCCACGACCAGAACCUGUUCAGGGACUUCACGUACAUGGCGGACUGGUGCUGACACAGCUAGACUCUUUUUGUUUUUUCUUGACGGGAUUUUCAACUACUAUUAUUAAUUUUUAUUAUUGAUUGAUUAUUAUCGAAACAUGAACAAAUUCAAUGCUGUAUAGUUUUAAGAUCUCAUUAUCGAGGAAAUCAUUUUAUUUUAGCAAAUGUUUAUAUUUUUAUAACGGCGAGAUUUCCGGUUUUCUAAUUGAAUUGUUGAAGAUGUUUAACUACUAUUUAUUUAAUUUAUAGAAUCUUAUUUAGUAUUACAAUUCUUGACAGUUGUAUUUUGUUGUAUAAAUAUUUUAUUUGAUAAUUGUUAAAACUGAUGAUUAUUUUUAUCUAUUGUGCUUUGCAAUUGCUCUUCCAUAUUUCAAUAAUAUCACAAUAGUAAGACUGUAAAUUUUAAGUUAUAUAAGAUGAAAAUAUGUGGUUUGUGGAAGUGCCUGUUUUAAGUGAUUAUUAGCUUGUUGUAAAUAGUUACUAACAUUAAAUUCGUAUUAAUAUUUUUUGAAUAUAUUUAUAUACAUAUACAAUACUGAGAAAGCUCAUUCUGUGAAAGAUGUAUUGAUGAAAUCAUCGUUCGUAAUACAAUAUAUAUUUACAUCAUAACAUGUAUCAACUGAUUAUUAUUAAUAUUUAUAUUUUACAUCACUAAAUAUUAAAAAUUGUUUUUCUGAAA
Messenger RNA from Aethina tumida (small hive beetle), 4291 nucleotides. RefSeq names its product serine/threonine-protein kinase N (gene Pkn). Gene Ontology annotation, molecular function: ATP binding; small GTPase binding; protein serine/threonine kinase activity. Bases 503 to 3625 code for a protein of 1040 amino acids. The transcript has 14 exons. Lineage: Eukaryota; Metazoa; Arthropoda; Insecta; Coleoptera; Nitidulidae. Gene Ontology annotation, biological process: protein phosphorylation; signal transduction. The record is from RefSeq and is a predicted model, not a curated record.